UUCAGAGUGGACAAUCUUCAAUUCAGGCAAGCUGACAAACUUUUGCCUUUCCCCGGUGACCCCCUCCUGACUGAACGCGAAGGAGAUUUCCAGUUUCCUAUCACUUUUUAUAGAGCCAUCUGAACACAACAGGCGCAUUUUGCAUUCAGUCAGCCAGCGGGUUCUUUAGAUCAAAGUCUCCCGGAGGAAACGGGAGCGCUGAGCAGCCCCACGACACGGAUUACCGACGAUCGUUCUCGGCACCGCACAGCUGCUUUUCUUUAUACGAUAUACGCGCAUCAUCGUUACACCCGCGAGAUCGACAUAGAAAAACGAUCUGGCACAGAAUUAUUUUAAUGAGAUCGUAAGAAGAACUUGCCGCAAGUUUGUUGAGCAACUUUGGGGCGAUGGUGGGGAGGCUUAACUUGCAGCAUGUGUCUGACGACGAUCCGCUGGGCAUGAAUUUCAAAGCCGAUCGGCCUCUUGACAGUCCGGACUCGGGUUUGCCUCCGAGCCCAAGUCCGAGCGUUUGGUUACAGGGCACCGGGACAGUCACCCCUAUUGCUGAAGACGAGAGCAGAGAAACAGCUGUGGUUCCUAUUAAAUUGCACGCACUGUCAUACGGAGAAGGAAUCGAACUCGAUACUCUGCCAACUAAAGAAAUAAGAUACACAUCCUCUGUGCGUUAUGAUUCCGAUCGACACUUCAUCCAAGAUGUGACCCUGCAGCCCAGAGGUUUGGGGUUGGAGAUGUGCAGCCAGACAAUCUUGGCCCUGCCUCAAAGCACCUGGAGACAUUACAAGACCCAGCUAGAGUUCCGGCCACGUCAGAGGGUGCAGCGAUACCAGAGCACCACUAUAGUGUACCCCAAACACACCCGGACCUUCUACACCACCCAGCUCAAUUAUGAUGGGAACAAGUUGUCCAAGCGCUUCUUUACUGCUGUGGAGCUGCAGGCGUCUGACUCCAAGGCUGGUCUUUGAAAUACAGAUGGCUAUUUGUGCCUCACAUUAUGCCCAUAUGUACCAAUUACAAACCACUGCUUGCAUUCAUUGCGAGUCCCAGGAGACAAAGAUAGAAACUUUGACCUAAAACGUUUCCAGUUGGAUAGGGGUUCCCGAAAGACAGGCAGUUUUUAGUGAAUUUUAACGUUGAACGAGAGUAAGCAACUGUUUUUAAAGGUUUUAAAGAACAGCAUGUGGAGGUUGGUUUGCUUUAUCGCCGCUUUAUAGUGGCGACAGUGGUUAGAUGUAUGGUUUUUCAUUGUAUGUUGUAGUGUGUUGGUGAUUUAAUGGUUAGAUUCAACCUUCAGUAGGAUGACAUGGAAUAUGGGCCGGCAAAUUUAUUUGCCCCAUUGAAAAUUCAGCAUUGGAAUAAUAAAACUAAGCAUUUUAGGGUUUAGUUACAAUGGUGGAGCUUUCAUACUACUCUGUCACAAAUUUGUUUGUGUACACACAUUUUUCAGAAUAGACAGGGUAUUCCAGGCUGUGUUUGCACGAGGGUAAUCUGGGUAAAACAUGUUUGAUCUUUAGCUCCAUUUAAAACAAACCCUAUCUGCGCAUUUUAACUACUGUACGUUUCCAUUCUGAGUCUGACAUCUUUCCUAAAGGCUAGCUAACUUCAGCAUUUCUUGCUUUUAGUAAGUUGUAAAGAUUUUCUCUUUAUCAUUUACUUGUGAAGGAAAAAGAAAUAGUCGGGUCAGCAUUAGAAUCGAAUCAUGUCUGAUACCGCAGUCAGGGGUUUUAUAGACCAGUAUUUGAUAUAAAUUAUAAUGCAAAUAAUUUAAACAGCACUUCAGUCUAAAUGUUUGAUUUUAUCAGUUUUUAUUCUCUAUUUAUUUCCUGUUUUUAAGUUGUCAUCUUUAUCUGCACAUGCAUUGAUAGUGAGUCAUUAAAACUGCACUAUUGUCUGUAGUUGCAAUCAAAUUAUUUGAAUUCUUUUUACUGCAAAUCUUGUUUAUUUUAAGACCGUAAGUAACUCUUAAAAUAAAAUAAAUUCAUUCAAAGUGA
Molecule: messenger RNA, 1988 nt
Organism: Triplophysa dalaica
Lineage: Eukaryota; Metazoa; Chordata; Actinopteri; Cypriniformes; Nemacheilidae
Gene: rflnb
Product: refilin B
Exons: 3
Coding region: 387-962 (191 amino acids)
Biological process (GO): actin filament bundle organization; negative regulation of bone mineralization involved in bone maturation; negative regulation of chondrocyte development
Cellular component (GO): actin filament bundle
Molecular function (GO): filamin binding
Source: RefSeq, a predicted model, not a curated record